UUCCUGAAGCUGCUCUUAGGUUACCUUCCUCCCCAAAAAGAUCUUUGGCCUGAAACUCUUAAGAGACAGAGGUCCACUUACAAACAGUUUGUUGAAGAGAUUAUCAUUGAACAAUGCAAAGGAACGAAGUCUGGAAAGGAUUCCAAGGAGUUUGAUGUUGAUCAUCCUUUGAACCCAAAUCCCGACAGCCAGUGGCUGGCAUUUUUUAAAGACAACGAGGUGCUGUUACAAAUUGACAAGGAUUGCAGGAGGUUGUGUCCUGAUAUUUCUUUUUUUCAAAUUGCAACUAAAUAUCCAAACAAGAAAGUCACAACUGGAGAUGACAGAGAUUUUGAAACCUUAAGAGAGCGAGUGUUACGGACUCACUUGGAGGCAUCUCAUGUUAACACCAACAGAAGUGGACUAAAAAAUUUAUCAGCACCCAGGAAAAUUGCUCCAGAGGAGUAUUUUGUUUUAGGAGAUGGUCAAGAGGCUCACUGGGAGGUUGUUGAGAGAAUAUUGUACAUUUACGCAAAACUUAAUCCUGGGAUAGGCUAUGUUCAGGGUAUGAAUGAAAUAAUUGGUCCACUGUACUAUGUGUUUUGUUCUGAUCCAAACCCUGAAUGGCAAGAAAAUGUUGAAGCAGAUGCUUUCUUCUGUUUUACGAAUCUUAUGUCCGAGAUACGAGAUAACUUCAUCAAGACUCUAGACGAUUCAGCUUGUGGUAUAGGAAACAUGAUGAAAAGGGUCAGAAACCUGUUAAAAGAUAGAGACCUUAUGUUGUUCACAUACCUGGAAGAGCAACAAAUGAGGCCACAGUUCUACAGUUUCAGAUGGCUAACACUGCUAUUAUCUCAGGAAUUUGCCUUACCAGAUGUUAUCAGGGUCUGGGAUUCGCUGUUUGCUGAUGAGAAGCGUUUUGAUUUCCUCAUUUAUGUUUGCUGUGCUAUGCACAUGUAAGUAAGUUGUUUCAAUUUAUUAUGUAUGUUCUGAAGAUUUUUGCAACAGCCUCAAAAUUGCUUGUAAAUGAUUAUCAACUUCAACAUUUAUUUAUUUAUUUACUCAUUAUUAUUAUUAUUAUUAUUAUUAUUAUUAUUAUUUUAAGUCCUUAAAGUCUUGCCGCUUUUAACUUAUGGUGCCGAGUUCAAUCCAUGAGCCUAGGGCAGUCAUAAGUCUGCUGGAUUACUUGAUGGAUAGAGUCCUCCUAAAUAUGUGAGCAGUUCCAAGCAGGACGGUCUUCUGUAGCUCUGUUAUUCUAGGGUGUUUUCUUUGAACAU
Messenger RNA from Orbicella faveolata, 1256 nucleotides. RefSeq names its product TBC1 domain family member 13-like. Lineage: Eukaryota; Metazoa; Cnidaria; Anthozoa; Scleractinia; Merulinidae. Gene Ontology annotation, biological process: activation of GTPase activity; intracellular protein transport. Gene Ontology annotation, molecular function: GTPase activator activity. The record is from RefSeq and is a predicted model, not a curated record.